CUUCCACAACAACAAGAAGCUGAGAAACAAGGAAGUGGACGGUUGUGUCAAGCCAAACCUGCGAUAAGGCCGUGAUCAAAUACGCUAAACUCCUUUCGCUCCGACAUCUCUCAGCGUCCGAAAUAGUCCACAGCAAUGAAUAACAAAGGCUCAUAUCCACAGCAGGCUGUGUACCCUCAGCAGAGCUCUGCACCUGUAUACCCUCCUGCUAUGCAAAUGUCUCCUCAGGCACCCCCUUACACAGACACACCACCUGCAUAUUCUGAGAUAUACCAGCCCAGAUAUGUGCUUCCACCUCAGGUGCCUGGUCAGGUGCCUCAGAUGUCCUCCCCCUACCCUGGUGCUCAGGUGUACAUGCCCAUGCAGCCACACAUGCAAGUCGGGCCCGUGGGCCAGAACGUCCCCAUGGCCUACUAUCCCAUGGGAGCCGUUUACCCACCGGGGUCGACAGUGAUGGUUGAAAGUGGAUUUGACGGUGGUGCUCGUUUCACAGCCGGCAGCAGCGUUUCCAUCCCACCUCCCCCUCCUGGACACCCUCCCAACGCAGCUCAGCUUGCUGCCAUGCAGGGGGCCAAUGUUCUCAUGACACAGCGCAAGAACAACUUCUUCCUGGGUGGAUCCAAUGGAGGUUAUACCAUCUGGUAACAGCAGCUCCUCCCCUCCUUCUUCAUGCCUAAACCGUGCCCCCAUCCCAGAUAAUUCCCCCUUUUUUUUUUUCCCCCUUAUCCCAUGUGCCCCCUCUCUUCAGGCUGCUUGGCCAUGCCACAAUACUGAUAUCACCUAACGGAAUGUAAUAUUUUAGCGCCCUUGUAAAAGGUACAGUACUCCACUUUGGACUUGGAGAUGAAAUGAUAAAUGUCACUGCCUGGAGAGGUCAAAUUCAAAUUUUUAAUGUAAAAUUAAUUUCAUAUUUCUGUAUUGGAUCUAACCUCUUGGGUCAUUCCUGAUUGGGACAUAUUUCAGGCAUCUGUGUCUCUUUAAAAAAAACAAAAACAACAAAAAAAUGUUCUCCUUUAGAUGAAAUGGCCAACUAACAUUGAAGUGUUUUUGUCUUCCUGUAAAACAAUGUAGAUGAAAUGUCAGACCUGCAUUAUAUAGUUUAGCUGCUUUAUGGUGAAAGUGAAACGCAAAAUUACAGAGUUACAAAGUGCUAAUAAAAAAAAAAAUCUCCACUUGUCUUUUUUUGAAAAUCUUUAGUGUAGUUUAAUUGAUAGGUGUUUAAUAGUUCCAUGUACAGUAAAUACCAGUAUGAUGAUCGUGAGAUGUUACAUCUCAGCUAAUUAAAAAUAAGAAAAGAAAUAAAAUAAACCAGCAUCCUGGAUGCUUUUAGUUAGAAUUGUCUUGUCCUUUGCACAGUAUCAAAAAUACCACAUCAGAUUUGUUGCACAGUGAACUUUGAGACAUUGUUCACUUUAAAUCACUUGUAUAUUAAAUACAUUUAAUUUAAAGCAAAUCGUACAAGAAAAGAUUAAAUGCAAUAUCUUAAGUGGUUUACUGUACCUUGUUGGGCAACUUGUAGAUGAACAUAGUCAAGUGCCAAAGAGCACUGGGGAUAGCCCUAAAUCGAAGCAAAUUAACUUCAGUAAACUUAAAGGAAAGAAAUUUUAAAGUAAAUCCAAAUAGUGAGAUGAAUGAUAAGGGGUGGUUGGUGUAACAUUUUAGCUUUUUAUGUAUCCUGUUUCUAUUUCAAAGUCGGAUACCCAGAGUUUUCUUUACUAAAUGUUUUCAUAUAGAGUUCAUGAGCUCCUUUUUUUUUUUUUUUUUUUUUUCUUCAUAAGUAUAAUUAAGUAUCAUAAACACAUUUAAAACUGGGUCACUUUUUGUGGUAUCGUUAGUUUAUAGUCUGCAAGGCUGAGGAGACUUCAAAUAUUCAGAUAUAACGGUUUUCUUUGUUUAACUUCUUGUCUACCUUCAAAUGUUUUAAAUAAGUAGUUAGGCUAAUAAAUAUGAUAGUAUAACCAAUGAGCUGGUUGUACCAAAGAUCUGGUCUACAAUGCAUCUGUGUUUGGCUGUGACUUCAAAUUUAAAAUGUGACCGUUUAAAAGCCGACAUAUCCUUGUAUACGUUCUGACACUGUCGGUCCUCUGGGCCUACGUGUGCCACGGCUGCGUGGGGAUCUUGCAUCUAUGAGUUGCUGCAUACUUUUGCACCUUUUUGCUGUGUCUUUUUUUUUUUUUCUUUCCUUUUUUAAUCUGAAAUGCACUGCUAAGCAAAAAUGAGACAUUGCAGACAAGGGGCUACUCUUUUAAAAUUAAGUUUUUGAGUGUUUUUAAAGAAAGCUGUGAACAUUUUUGAACAGUUUAGAUUUUAAAAUACAUCUACUCUAUUUAGUUCAUUUUAAAAUAACGUAAAGAUGCGCUGUGUUGUUCACUGGGCUAAUAGCAGAUACAGCUUUUUCAGUGAGGCUACAUGACUGUCAGCAAUGUUCAUUUCUAAGUCACGUUUUAUGCUUUUGAAGUAUCUUUUUUUUUUUUUUUUUUUUUUGAGUCUUUACAUAGGACAUUAAAUUUAAAUAAAGCAUUUAAAGGUAAGUACGUCAUCAGUAUGGAUUUUUAACACUUGUAAAUAUUGUUUAUCGUGUCAAGCGUCAUGUGUCACUGGGUAUCCGACAUACAAUAUCAAGUUUUAACAGCUGUGGCUACAGCAAAAGUAGGCUGUUACUAUUAAUCCACAUUUAGUGAGUUUUCAGUGUUUAAAUCUUAAUGAAACCAUCUGUCUGGGUAUCUGCUUCAUUCACCUGAUGUAAUAUUGACUUCUGAUCAUUCACGAAACCACCACUUCACAUUGUUACUGGCACAUCACAAGUAUUUUGAAAACACUUGGUGUUCAUUCAUUCAUUCCCACUUCUGCUGUGAUUUCUUAGUUUCACUGACAAAGAGGCCACAGCUAUCAAAACUUCUGUAAUAAAGAUGUUUUCUUUUCUUUUAGUUAUUUUCCAUCUCUGCUCUUUUCUUAAGCAGCGUAAUGGCGGCUUCAUUCCAGCAAUAUGAAGUACUGUAAACCCCAGUAAAUGCUAUGCCAACCACAGCAAGCAAACAGAACACUCUUUGUUGAAGGAUAAUGGACAUUUAUAGUUCAGGGAUUCUCUUUACAAUAUUUUGUAAAAUAGAUGCAUGUACUAAAGUGAUGUGAUGCACUUUGGUACACAUUCUAUCUUUUAAGAUUACUAAAGGAGAUGAGUGUCACUACAGUUUGCUGAGUCAUGUCAAAGAUGGAAUACUUUGAAAAAAGGUGCACUUAACUUUUUUAUACUAAACUUAAAAUUUAAAAUGUAAGUUUAGAAUAAAGGUUAUUUUGGAAAUUUGAAA
Molecule: messenger RNA, 3308 nt
Organism: Cololabis saira (Pacific saury)
Lineage: Eukaryota; Metazoa; Chordata; Actinopteri; Beloniformes; Belonidae
Gene: dazap2
Product: DAZ associated protein 2
Exons: 4
Coding region: 136-645 (169 amino acids)
Source: RefSeq, a predicted model, not a curated record